ACACACCUACACACACACACACACACACACUCAGUCAUGUCACUAGCUUAACCUGAGGAUAGCGUGUUCUGCACUACUACGCACAAAAUUCUAUGUAAGAUCUGAGACUGGUCUCCCUCCAUACGUGUGUGUGUGUGCGCUCGUGAAUGGAAGUGAAUGGAAACCUGACCAGGGAGUCUCCUGUGUGCACGAGUUUAGCAGCAGCACGGCGACUUUUAGAAGAAAUCUGUUAGUCGAUGCCGCUGCUGAAAGCCCACAAACCACAGCGACACACAACCACACAGAAACACAGACUCACACAGCGAGACAGGCAGGGAUGCAGACGCCUAUAUAUACGCAGGCCCACGGGUCAACAGACAGCAUCAUUGACUCGACUCAGCCCACCGCUCUUCUUGCAGAACAAACCGCCGUGAGCUGCCCUGAAGUCAUCAUGUCUCAGAGCGGUGCUUCUCUGUGUCCACUGGUCCUACUGGUCCUACUGGGAGGUGCGAUGGCGUCUGCGAUUUUCAAGAAGGAAAACGACCACGAGUUGAUAGUAAACAUGCUGGGGUUGAAGGAGAAGGAGGUCGGAGGAAAACCUCUCUUUGGUUCUGUCAUCAAGAGCAUCAACACCUCCUGCCAGAGAAAAGUGCUCGUGAUGAACGCCACCCUCAACGUCUACAGCAAGAUCUUCUCCACCGUCCUGCAGACCGAGCAGCACGGUCGGGCCGGGGUCCAUCUGCUGGACAAGCUGAAGUCCGAGCUGGAGCGGAAGAAAGUGAGGUCGGCCUUGGAGUCCCUGAAGCAGGAGAUGGAGGAGCAGAGCAGGCACCUGGGCCAGCUGAACCUCGACAGGGAGGACGUGCUCAGCAAGCUGGGGGACAUAAAGGUGGAAGACACCUUGGAUCAGAGAAAGGCUCUGGCGGAGUUUAAAGAGGUCUACCAGGCGAUCGAUGUGAGCUACCCCAAAUGUAGACACGCCCACUCCUCCUCUGCCCAAUGACAUCACAGUUAUCAACAGCUGUGACUCAGACUAGCCUCUCAUUAGCAUAAUCUAAUGCUUUUUUGUGUUUAUUUUUAGAUGUCAUUUUGGUUUCAUUCUAUUACACUUUUACUUUUACAGUUUCACAUAUUUAUUUAGUUAUUUAAAGUUUUGUGUUACUUCAGGUCAGAUCUCAAUCGAGUCACUUCACUCAUUCACUCAGUCGUAUUUAUUUCGUAAUGAUUUAAUGUAUUUUUCUAUAAACAAUUAAUUUAAAUUAAGUUAUUUUAUUGUUGUGAUUUUAAACGUUUCGUCAAGAUUGUUUGAAUAAAAACAGAAAUCGGC
Messenger RNA from Gasterosteus aculeatus aculeatus (three-spined stickleback), 1306 nucleotides. RefSeq lists its product as uncharacterized. The record is from RefSeq and is a predicted model, not a curated record. Gene Ontology annotation, biological process: immune response. Gene Ontology annotation, molecular function: type II interferon receptor binding. Gene Ontology annotation, cellular component: extracellular region. Lineage: Eukaryota; Metazoa; Chordata; Actinopteri; Perciformes; Gasterosteidae.